Molecule: messenger RNA, 774 nt
Organism: Morus notabilis
Lineage: Eukaryota; Viridiplantae; Streptophyta; Magnoliopsida; Rosales; Moraceae
Exons: 6
Coding region: 1-693 (230 amino acids)
Molecular function (GO): phosphoprotein phosphatase activity
Source: RefSeq, a predicted model, not a curated record
AUGAAGAAUCGAGGGAAAAAGAGGAAAUUUGGAACUAGUGUCAACAUAGAAGAGAAUGAGAGUGAAUGUUAUGCUAAGAAAGGGCAGAAGAAGCUCCUUAUCCUUGACAUGAAUGGAAUUUUGGUCCACAUUGUUCGUUGCUAUAUUACUUCUCAUUUUGCUCAAUUUGAUAAAGAGUUUAAGGAUAAAAAGGUUUACAAGAGGCCACAUUGUGACGAAUUUCUAGAGUUUUGCCUCCAGAAAUUUGAUGUUGCUAUAUGGUCAUCAAGAACUAAGAAUAAUUUGCAAAUGGUGGUUGAUAUGUUUCAUGAUCUUCAAACCAAGUUGAUUUUUUGUUGGAGCCAGGAGGAAUGCAAAAACAUUUCAAGAAUUGGAAAACCAGUAUUCAUCAAGCAACUUGCGAAAGUGUGGGAAAAAUACGCACAAUAUAAUGAAACCAACACAUUGCUUGUGGACGAUAGUCCAUAUAAAGCGAUCUGCAACCCGGCCAACACUGGAAUCUUUCCUUUGAGUUGUGACUGUGCAAGAUUUGAUGACAACUCACUUGGACUUGGAGGCGACAUUCAAAUGUAUCUAGAUCGCUUAGCAAUGACAAACAAUGUGCAAGAGUUUGUAAAAAAGAAUCCAUUUGGUAAACUCCCCAUUACACAGACUCAUGUGGAAUGGAACCACUAUCAGGAUCUUUUGAAGUAGUAUACAGAGGAGAAGGCGGUUGAGACACUAAAUGUUAUCACCUCUGCUCAGCCAAUGCAAACUACCCUCAAUCAUGCAUAC